Aspergillus homomorphus CBS 101889 is the source of this 1298-nucleotide messenger RNA. Its product is annotated as NADH:flavin oxidoreductase/NADH oxidase. Gene Ontology annotation, cellular component: intracellular anatomical structure. The transcript has 2 exons. Gene Ontology annotation, molecular function: FMN binding; NADPH dehydrogenase activity; NADP binding. The record is from RefSeq and is a predicted model, not a curated record. Bases 30 to 1298 code for a protein of 422 amino acids. Lineage: Eukaryota; Fungi; Ascomycota; Eurotiomycetes; Eurotiales; Aspergillaceae.
AUCGCAUCUCUCGUUAUCAGAACCUCACCAUGUCCCUUCCCGACGUUGAUAUCGCCCCGGCCCAGGGCAUUUCCUACUUCACCCCCGCCCAGGAUCCUCCCGCUGGCUCGGCAGCCAAUCCUCAGACUAGCGGCAAGCCCGUUCCCAAGCUCUACCAGCCAUUGACGGUCCGCGGCCUCACGUUCCAAAACCGCCUUGGUCUCGCUCCCCUCUGUCAAUACAGUGCCCAGGAUGGCCAUAUGACCCCCUACCACAUUGCCCACCUGGGCUCGAUCGCUCAGCGCGGUCCCGGCUUGAUGAUGAUCGAAGCGACCGCCGUCCAGCCCGAGGGUCGUAUCACCCCCCAGGACGUGGGUCUCUGGAAGGAUUCGCAUAUUGAGCCCAUGCGCCAGGUCGUUGAGUUCGUGCACAGCCAGAACCAGAAGAUCGGAGUGCAGCUGGCCCACGCCGGUCGCAAGGCCAGCACCGUGGCUCCCUGGGUGUCCACCGCCGUCGUCGCGACCGAGAAGGUUGGCGGAUGGCCCGACAACGUCAAGGGUCCCAGCGACAUCCCCUUCGCCGAUUCCUUCCCCCAGCCCAAGGCCAUGACCAAGGAUGAUAUCGUCCAGUUCAAGAACGACUGGGUUGCCGCCGUCAAGCGCGCCCUCGCGGUUGGCGUCGACUUCAUCGAGAUCCACAACGCCCACGGCUACCUGCUGUCCUCCUUCCUGUCUCCUGCUGUCAACAACCGCACCGACGAGUAUGGCGGCUCCUUCGAGAACCGCAUCCGUCUGUCCCUCGAAAUCGCCCAGCUAACCCGUGAGACUGUCGGCCCCAACAUGCCCAUCUUCCUGCGCAUCUCCGCGUCCGACUGGCUCGAGGAGGUCCUGCCCGAGCAGAGCUGGAACAGCGACUGCACCGUCAAGUUCGCGCAGGAGCUGGUCAAGCAGGGCGCCGUCGACCUGAUCGACAUCAGCUCGGGCGGCGUCCAUGCCGCGCAGAAGGUCAAGUCAAGCCCCGGUUUCCAGGUGCCGUUCGCCGCCGCGGUCAAGAAGGCCAUCGGCGACAAGCUGCUUGUGUCGGCCGUCGGCGCCAUCACCAACGGCCGUCAGGCCGAGGAGAUCAUGGAGAAGGACGGCAUCGACGUGGUCCUGGUCGGCCGUGGCUUCCAGAAGGACCCCGGCCUCGCCUGGACCUUUGCCCAGCACCUCGACGUCGAGAUCUCCAUGGCCAGCCAAAUCCGCUGGGGCUUCACCCGCCGCGGCGGCACCCCGUACAUCGACCCCUCGGUGUACAAGCCCUCUAUCUUUGAUAUGUAA